Mya arenaria is the source of this 1478-nucleotide messenger RNA. RefSeq lists its product as uncharacterized. The coding region runs from base 148 to 1059 and encodes 303 amino acids. The record is from RefSeq and is a predicted model, not a curated record. Lineage: Eukaryota; Metazoa; Mollusca; Bivalvia; Myida; Myidae. The transcript has a single exon.
AUAAAUCACAUGUAAUUUCCAUUUAAGCCUAAGGUUACACUGUUUAGAAUUGAAAACAAUUCAAAAGAUAUAUAUUGUAGUUAAUAGAAAGCUGAACAUGCUUGGUAUACGCUCUAUUGUCAAUUUGAAAGGAUUAAUUUGUUUUGGAUGUGCAGUACAAUGUUUUACUGUAUAUACAUAUCAAUAUAUUCUAAUGGAAGUGCACUUAAUUAUAAACAGGAUUUGCAGACAAGUUCAAAACCGGAACCAAGACUGUUUAACAUUGCAGUGAAUGCCAACUCGUAUUUGAGCAAGUGCAAGAGAGCUACGUUAAGGGUACCUGGUGGAUCACAGGCGCCUAUUUGUGUUUAUAAAGCUAAUGAGGAUAUUUGGGUCUCGGGCUCCAUUAUCAAACAUCAAAGCUGGGAAUGGGAAAAUGUUGUCGCAGUUUGGAAACUAAUGAAACCGGUCAAUGACAUGGCUUUUCUUGACAUCGGUUGCAACAUUGGUGCAUUUACUAUUCCAAUAGCCAAACUUGGGCGACGGGUGAUAGCAGUUGAUGCGAACAAGGAAAACCUUAAGAUGCUGGCUUCGUCACUUCAUCUUGGUGGGCUGGAUGAAAAUGUAACUCUUAUAUGGAACGGUGUAUCGAAUGACACGAUAUAUGUACAUCUUGUCCCAUGCACAAGCAAUGUUGGUGGUAUAAAGAUAGAACAAUCGGAUGUACAAAGUCCUAUAGGCAAUGAAAAUAGUAUCAUAACAAUAAAACUAGAUGACAUGCUAACACAAUUUGGUUCUGGUCCAUUUUUCAUGAAAAUGGACAUUGAGGGUCAUGAAGCAAUGGCACUUCGGGGCGCUGUGACAUUCUUUAAAGACAUUGACGUACGCUAUAUACUUAUGGAAUGGAUGCACUAUAAAGACACGAAAAAUAAAAAGGAGGGCUCGUUCAUAACUGACUUCCUUGCCAAGAAUUCAUUCAUCCCGUGUCGAAUAUCUGACUCCAAAGACCUAGUGAUGGAAGAUGCAUACUCAUCAUGGCCAAAUGACAUUUUGUGGAUAAAGAAAUCAAUUAAUUCAUAGUUUGGAUGUUAAACUGAAUGAAUAUUUUAAAAAUUUUGUGUGUGUUUAUUCUUUAAUAAAUACAUUAACUUUGGGAUAAAAUCAUUGAUCAUAGAAGUGCAUUUUCUGUAUUGCUAGAAAUUAUUUCUGAAUUCAUCAAACUGAAAGGUAAAUUCUAAAACUGAAAAUGUAUAAAUAUAUAUUUUAUUAAAAUCUUUAGAAAAACAAAACAACAUAAAUUAUCCCAUAUCAGUUUAUUAUUAUGAAAGGAUCGUUUAAAAUCUUAUAAAUGACAUCCAUUCUUUAUCGGCAAACUAUUACAAUUUCAUUGUUAUGUUGUAAAUACAACAUUAUGAAAGUGACAAAUUAAAGUUUUUGCAUAGAUAGAACGGAAACAUGAUAUCCGUUUUUAAAUUAUGCUAAAAUAAAAAGAACAAAGC